UCCACUUCCCUCGUUUUCUUUCCUUUCUCUCUCUUCCCGCUUUUUUUUUUUUUUUUUAGUUUCCCAAUUUCAGAUCUCAUUUUCUUCCACUUUUGAACUCAAUUCCCUGUUUUUCUAAUUUAUUUUCCUUCAAUUUCCACCCCACAAAACUUCAAGAAUCCAAAAGGGUUUUCAAUUCCAUCAUUUUUUCAUCUUUUUUUCCUACUGGAGGUAAAAAAGAUUGAGUUUCUUGGAAUUUUUAGCAUGUGGGGUUGUUCAAGAAAGGAAUUUCCCUCUUUUUCUUGCCACUGAAAGUAAAAAAGAUUGAAUUUUUAGCAGGUGGGGUGGGGUUGUUCAAGAAAGCAAUUUUCUCUAUUGUUAUGUCACUGAAAAUACAAUAAGAUUGAAUUUUUAAGGAGUUUUUAGCAGGUGGGGUUUCUUCUUCCGUCACUGGAAGUUGAAAAAAAGAUCAAUUUUUUGGGAUUUGUUGACUUUUAGCAGGUGGGGUUGUUCAAGAACAAAGAUUUAGCAGAUCAUGAUACCCCAACAGCAACAGCAGCAGCAGCAAGCUUUGAAGCGUCAGCUUCAGUUUUCGUCUAUUAAACCGGUGUGUGGUGAUUACCAUCGGUUUUCCAAUGAUCCGGUUCAUGGUUCAUUUCAAGAACCCCCUGGAAUUGUUGUCAAGACUCCGACACUUAAAACGACAAAAUCUUAUUUGGUUGUCUUAUCAACUUGGCUGUGGCACCAUUCUGUUUAAACCACUGAAGCGGAAGAGCACAGCAACAACUUGUGGACAGGAAGUUGGUGACCGGAAUCCAGUUUCUGGAUCUGCUAACGUCAACAGUCCCAUGCAAACACCAAUGUCUGGAAAAGAUGUACAGAAAGUUCUUAGGACUUCUAAGGCCAAAUCUGCUUCUCAAGCUGGAUCCCCUUCAGGCAAUGAUGUUACUCCUGCUGGUCCUUGUCGAUAUGAUAGCUCCCUGGGUCUUCUAACAAAGAAGUUCAUCAAUCUAAUCAAACAUGCAGAAGACGGUAUGCUUGAUCUAAAUAAAGCUGCUGAUACAUUACAGGUGCAGAAAAGGCGUAUAUACGACAUCACAAAUGUCCUGGAAGGCAUUGGGCUGAUAGAGAAGACACUCAAGAACAGGAUCCAAUGGAAGGGUCUAGAUGUCUCGAAGCCCGGAGAAGCUAAUGAGAGUGUUGCAAGUUUACAGGCAGAAGUGGAGAAGUUGACAAUUAAAGAGCAUAAAUUAGAUGACCAGAUAAGAGAAAUGCAGGAGCGGUUAAGGGACCUGAGUGAAGAUGAAAAUAAUCAAAGAUGGCUUUUCGUCACAGAAGAUGAUAUCAAGAGCUUACCUUGUUUCCAGAAUGAAACAUUGAUAGCAAUUAAAGCUCCACAUGGCACCACUUUAGAAGUCCCAGACCCUGAUGAGGCUGUUGAUUAUCCACAAAGGAGAUACAGAAUAGUGUUACGGAGCACCAUGGGCCCCAUUGAUGUUUACCUUGUCAGUCAAUUUGAGGAGAAGUUCGAGGAGGUCAAUGCUGUUGAGGCACCGCCGAGCGUGCCUUCAACAUCUGGUCUGAAUGAGAAUGCCACUGCGACAUUGGACACUGAGGAGAACAGAGAAGUUGAUAUUGUGACGGAGGAAAAAGAAAAUCAAAGUGUGCGCUCAGACGUAGGUACUUCACAGGACUUUAUGACUGGAAUGAUGAAGAUUGUUCCAGAUGUUGAUAACGAAGCAGAUUACUGGCUUUUGUCAGAUGCAGAUGUUAGCAUCACUGACAUGUGGAAGACAGAAUCUGCUAUUGACUGGAACGAGUUGGAUGUAAUUCAAGAGGAUUAUUCAAUCGCUAAUGUCAGUACCCCACGAGCUCAAACUCCACCACCUUCUACAGCUGAAGUACCUUCUGCAGGUAAUACUACCGGGUGCUAAAUGGUAUUUGCUGGCGUUUAUGUGGAUGCUCUCGUUCAGCUCCAUCAGCGCGAUGAUGCUUGUGUUGUUGGUCGAACAAAAGCUUCUGCAUUAGAUUCAAUCCCCUGUACAGCCAUUUGAACUCUUAAAAGGAAAGAACAAGUGCAUCCAGGAGCUGUUGCAUUUGAGGCUCAAGAAAUUGCAAAACUCGAGCUGGUUGUUCAUUGUACAGUUUCGAUAUAUUUAGAUUGCACUUGUUAUAGCAACAGUCAGUAGGUUAGCUGUCGAUAUCUUACCUCGCGUAUCGUGUAACUUAUCGCCUUCUCUGAUCUUAGCUCUAACAAUAUAAUUAGGUUGAUUCUAAUGUAUUUUAGCACAGAUUGUUCUUAUACUUUUGACAAGUCUGAUUUAGUUGCUGCGGUCUUAUUUAUAUUUGAAUGUAUCA
This is a messenger RNA of Capsicum annuum, 2337 nucleotides long. Its product is annotated as transcription factor E2FB. Lineage: Eukaryota; Viridiplantae; Streptophyta; Magnoliopsida; Solanales; Solanaceae. Gene Ontology annotation, cellular component: RNA polymerase II transcription regulator complex. Gene Ontology annotation, biological process: regulation of transcription by RNA polymerase II. Bases 615 to 1913 code for a protein of 432 amino acids. The record is from RefSeq and is a predicted model, not a curated record. The transcript is spliced from 16 exons. Gene Ontology annotation, molecular function: protein dimerization activity; DNA-binding transcription factor activity, RNA polymerase II-specific; RNA polymerase II cis-regulatory region sequence-specific DNA binding.